UGGCCCACCCACAGGACCCUCACCACCCGUCAGAGAAGCCUGUCAUUCACUGCCAUAAAUGUGGGGAGCCAUGCAAAGGCGAAGUGCUUCGGGUCCAGACCAAACAUUUCCACAUCAAAUGUUUCACCUGCAAAGUGUGUGGCUGUGACCUGGCCCAAGGGGGCUUCUUCAUAAAGAACGGAGAGUACCUCUGCACCCUGGACUACCAACGGAUGUACGGGACACGCUGCCAUGGCUGUGGGGAGUUCGUGGAGGGCGAGGUGGUGACUGCCCUGGGCAAGACCUACCACCCCAACUGCUUUGCAUGUACGAUCUGCAAGCGCCCGUUUCCACCCGGAGACCGAGUCACGUUCAAUGGGAGAGACUGCCUCUGUCAGCUCUGUGCCCAGCCGAUGUCUUCCAGCCCUAAAGAAGCCACCUGCUCCAGCAACUGUGCUGGCUGCGGAAGAGACAUCAAGAAUGGGCAGGCGCUGCUGGCACUGGACAAGCAGUGGCACUUGGGUUGCUUCAAGUGCAAGUCCUGCAGGAAGGUCCUCACGGGAGAGUACAUCAGCAAAGACGGUGCCCCAUACUGUGAAAAGGACUACCAGGGGCUCUUUGGGGUAAAGUGUGAAGCUUGUCACCAGUUUAUCACCGGAAAGGUCCUGGAGGCAGGUGACAAACAUUAUCACCCCAGCUGUGCACGAUGCAGCAGAUGCAACCAGAUGUUCACAGAAGGAGAGGAAAUGUAUCUUCAAGGUUCCACCGUUUGGCAUCCCGACUGUAAGCAGUCUUCUAAGACAGAGGAAAAGCUGCGGCCACCAAACAUUCAUCGUUCUCCAUCUGAUUUCUUUUAUCCCAAAAGUCUGAUUCGCCGCACAGGACGGUCUCCAUCUCUUCAGCCUACCAGGACCUCCUCUGAGAGUAUUUAUUCUAGACCUGGAUCCAGCAUCCCUGGCUCACCUGGCCAUACCAUCUACGCAAAAGUAGACAAUGAAAUUCUGGAUUACAAGGAUUUAGCGGCCAUUCCCAAGGUCAAAGCCAUCUAUGACAUUGAACGUCCCGAUCUUAUUACCUACGAGCCUUUCUACACUUCAGGCUACGAUGACAAACAGGACAGGCAGAGCCUGGGAGAGUCUCCAAGGACUUUGUCUCCUACUCCGUCAGCGGAAGGCUACCAGGAUGUCCGGGAUCGGGUGAUCCACCGGUCCACCAGCCAGGGCUCCAUCAACUCCCCUGUGUACAGCCGGCACAGCUACACCCCCACCACGUCACGCUCUCCCCAGCAUUUCCACAGACCUGAGCUGUUGUCUCCUGGUGUGCAGAGGUUGUCCCACCUGCGCACCAGCAGCUUCAGCUCCACCCACAGGGACUCCUGCCCCAACCCCCCCUUCAGACACCACUUCCUCCCCCACAUCAAAGGCAAUGAGCCGUCCAGCGGCCGGAACUCCCCUCUCCCUUACCGGCCCGACAGUCGCCCUCUAACUCCAACUUUCGCUCAGGCCCCUAAACAUUUCCAUGUUCCAGAUCAAGGGAUCAACAUUUACCGAAAACCACCCAUCUACAAACAGCAUGCUGCCUCGGCAGCCCAGAGCAAGUCUUCAGAAGACAUCAUCAAGUUUUCCAAGUUCCCAGCAGCCCAGGCGCCAGACCCCAGCGAGAUACCAAAGAUUGAAACCGACCACUGGCCCGGUCCCCCCUCACUUGCCGCCGUAGGAACGGACAUGAGACGCAGAUCUAGUGGCAGAGAGGAGGAUGAGGAGGAACUUCUGAGACGCCGGCAGCUUCAAGAAGAACAAUUGAUGAAGCUUAAGUCAGGCCUGGGUCAGUUGAUCCUCAAGGAGGAGAUGGAAAAGGAGAGCCGGGAGAGAGCCUGCCUGUCCACCAGUCGCUACGACUCUCCCAUCCACUCAGCUUUACAUGCUCCAUCAUCAAAAACCUCAUCUCUCCCUGGCUAUGGAAGAAAUGGACUUCACCGGCCGGUUUCCACAGACUUUGCUCAGUAUAACAGCUACGGGGAUGUCAGCGGAGGUGUGCGAGACUACCAGACCCUUCCGGACGGCCACAUGCCUGCGAUGAGAAUGGACCGAGGAGUGUCCAUGCCCAAUAUGUUGGAACCAAAGAUAUUUCCAUACGAGAUGCUCAUGGUAACCAACAGAGGGCGCAACAAAAUCCUAAGAGAUGUGGACAGAACCCGACUGGAGCGCCACUUAGCCCCAGAAGUGUUUCGGGAAAUCUUUGGGAUGUCCAUACAGGAGUUUGACAAGUUACCUCUCUGGAGACGCAACGACAUGAAGAAGAAAGCAAAACUCUUCUAAGUCCCGCACAUAAAUGGUGGUUAGCAAAAAAAAAAAAAAAAAAAAAAAAAA
This is a messenger RNA of Fukomys damarensis (Damara mole-rat), 2348 nucleotides long. It is a transcript of the gene Ablim1, whose product is annotated as actin binding LIM protein 1. The coding region runs from base 213 to 2297 and encodes 694 amino acids. Lineage: Eukaryota; Metazoa; Chordata; Mammalia; Rodentia; Bathyergidae. Gene Ontology annotation, molecular function: actin filament binding. The transcript is spliced from 24 exons. Gene Ontology annotation, cellular component: stress fiber; actin cytoskeleton. The record is from RefSeq and is a predicted model, not a curated record. Gene Ontology annotation, biological process: cilium assembly; lamellipodium assembly; cytoskeleton organization.